UUACGCGACACUGACUGUAGGCGAUCGGUGAAGGGUUUUGUGGGUCAUGGGGAAGGAAGGUAAAUAAAAGAGGAGCGUUGGUAGCACACGGCCGCUUGUUCCCGACGGUUUCUGGGAGUUUUCUUCUGACUCGGCUUUGAGGACACGGGGACGGAGAGGCCCGACGGAGCCGAGAGGAGGGACCGUGGUUCGGCUACAGCAGCAGCAGCAGCAGCAGCUGUGUCUGCGUUCUCAGGUGGUCUGAUUGGGUUUGCCUCGUCCUUGUGUUGCCAUGGCGAUGCGGGAGUUGGUGGAGGCAGAAUGUGGGGGAGCCAAUCCUCUCAUGAAGUUGACCGGUCACAUGACGAAGGAAGGGGGGUCAUGGCGGCACCGCUCAACACCUACAAUCCCCCCCACUCCUAUUGAAAUUGCAACCGAGGAAGAGCUGGUGAAUGAGUUCCUUCAGGCUCCCCCACGACCCCCACACACAUUUGACAUGGGCCAGCUGCUGGAGGAAAUGCAGCAGAUUGACCAGCAGAGCUACAGGCAAGCUCCACAGAGAGCUCCAGAUGUGGCAGCGCUGGCCCUUUCUGGUGACUGGACAGCUGAGUUCCUCUCAGGACCCGACUCUGCCUCCGCGCCGGGGCUCGCUGCUCUUGGUGAUGCAGCAGAUGCUGAUUGGACGAGAGAGUUUAUCGCAGAGGCAGCAGAUCCUGGACGCUGGGCAGAGGAAUAUCUGGAGCAGUCAGAGGAAAAGUUGUGGCUGGGUGACCUGGGAGACAAGGAGAAUGAAUGGACAAAAGAGUAUCAAGCGGGAGAGGAGCUGAGGCAGACGGCCAACGAGCUUGUCUCAAAGGUCGAUGACCCCAAGUUACAAAACACAGAGUUCCUGCGAUUCAUUAGGCAGAUUGGCGAGGGCAGUGUGACAGUGGAGAGCAGAACAGACAAACAGCUCACAGAUAAAGCUCAGGCCCAGGAAGCUCAGAACUGGGCCUCCAACCUCAACCAGUUCCUGAUGGAGACGGGGGGAGGGACUCUUCCCUUGGAACCCCCAGAGGCGAAUCAGAAGACUGAGAAAGUUAAAGCUAAACAAGCAGAGCACUGGGCCAAAAUCGUCAGGCAGGUGUCAGAGGAGUCAGCUGAAGCCUGGGUAGACGAGUUUGCUACAUCAGGACCAGAUUUUCAACAAGCCAAAGCUGCAGUAGAGAGUGAUGUGGAUUUCUGGGAGAAGCUGCAGCAGGAGUGGGAGGAGAUGGCCAAGAGGGAUGCAGAGAGCCAUCCAUGGCUGUCUGACUUCGAUCAGCUGCUCAGCUCUUCUUAUGACAAGGGAUAUCAGUUUGAAGAGGAAAACCCCUACUUAUCCCACCCAGACCCCCUGUCAGAGGGAGUGAAGAGGAUGGAGGCAGGGGAUAUCCCUGGUGCUGUACGGUUCUUUGAGAGCGCUGUCCAGAAGGAACCAGACAACCAGCUGGCUUGGCAAUAUCUGGGAACCUGUCAGGCAGAGAAUGAGCAAGAAUUUGCUGCCAUCAGCGCCCUCCGCAGGUGUAUAGAGCUGAAGAACGACAACCUGACGGCCCUGAUGGCGUUGGCUGUCAGUUUCACUAAUGAGUCGCUACACAGGCAGGCCUGUGAGACUCUUCGUGACUGGCUAAAGCACAAUCCUAAAUACCGCUCUGUGUGGGAACAGAACGAGCGUGAACGCCAAACAGACGGCGCCAGAGAAAAGGAGAAGGAGCGGGAGCGGUUCGGAUCACUGCUGCCAGAAUCUUUGUUUACUGACGUCCAGACCUUGUUCCUGCGAGCAGCCAACUCUGACCCUGCCCAGGUGGACCCUCAGCUGCAGUGUGGUCUGGGAGUCCUCUUCAACCUCAGUGGAGAGUAUGACAAGGCGGUGGACUGUUUCAGCGCUGCUCUUUCAGUCACUCCACAGGACUACCUGUUGUGGAAUAAGUUGGGUGCUACACUAGCCAAUGGAAACCGUUCAGAGGAAGCAGUGGCUGCCUACAGGAGAGCUCUGGAACUGCAGCCAGGUUUCGUCCGUAGUCGCUAUAAUUUGGGAAUCAGCUGUGUUAAUUUAGGAGCACAUAGAGAGGCAGUGGAGCACUUCCUAGAAGCUCUAUCUCUACAGCGCCAGGCCGCAGGAGAUGGAGCAAGAGCUGCGAGGGGGCCUGGAGGUGCUGCAGCCACUAUGAUGUCUGACAAUAUCUGGUCCACGCUGCGCAUGGCUCUAAGCAUGAUGGGAGAGAGUCCGCUGUACGCUGCGGCCGACCGGCGAGACUUGGAUGCAUUGCUGGCUCAUUUCUGCCAGAGAGAGGUGGACGGUGGGACUGAAUGAAGUUGUGCACGAGGAGGGCUUAUUGUGUGUGAAUGUGGUUUACCAGGAGGUAAAUGUUUGGGUAAUGAACGGAGCACAUAGGAGGGAGUGUGAUCGUAAUCAGGACAUGGUACAGGUUAGGGAGAGAUGGCAGAGGAAGACACUGUGAAUUAUUCGCCAUCAUCAUCAUGUGGUUAAUGUGUGCUUAAAUUACUUCAAGCAGUAUUAGUCUACACCUAGAGAGAAGCGGCCAGUAGAAAUCCAGUCAUGCCACCACAUUUCACGUGCUCAGCACUCCUCGCAUUUCUUCCUCUGUGUGGGUAACUGGCUCCAACGAAUGUCGCUUUCAUUGACAUGAAAUUCGUUCUGGAGAAAAUCAACAAGAAGAAGCACGAGUCGAUUCGUUCUGUACUCAGUAGCCUGCAAUGUCAUGACACUCAGUGCUCUCCUGGUCUUCAUUAACAGUCCAGACUCUGCAGUUAAUGUAGAUUAAAGGUAUUAUUGCUGUGACAGUAAAAAGAGUGCGCUUUUUUUUUCUGCUUUUGAUCAGAAGUGCUCUUGAGAGAAGGAUCAUGCCAGUUCAAAGUAGAAAAAACUCAAAAGUGCUGCAGUUUUUUUUUUUUUUUUUUUUAAAUACAUUAUUUAAUUUUUUUAGUGAUCAUUAUUCUGCCAGGACAAUGAACUGACAACCAGCGGGACUGUUACUGUUAUGAUGAGUGCGUGUUGGGUUCGGGUUUGGGGACGUUAAUCAUGUAUUGGAUGGUAAAAUCAUUUAACUGUUAUUGAGAAUGAUUUCUCUGGGCUCCUUCUCUUUCUCUUUUCAUAUUGCUCUUGUAAAACUAUUUGCUUCAUUGUAAAAUACUUCUAUAUGCCAUACUGUGUAUUGUAACAUAAUUGAUGCACUAUAAUUGUUUUCAGGCUACUUAUAUCCUGACUGCAAUGUUUAAUAUAAUAUUCAGCAAUAAAGCUUUGAUUCCAAA
This is a messenger RNA of Mugil cephalus (flathead mullet), 3273 nucleotides long. It is a transcript of the gene pex5, whose product is annotated as peroxisomal biogenesis factor 5. Gene Ontology annotation, biological process: protein import into peroxisome matrix, docking. The record is from RefSeq and is a predicted model, not a curated record. The transcript has 17 exons. Gene Ontology annotation, molecular function: protein binding. Bases 272 to 2314 code for a protein of 680 amino acids. NCBI's taxonomy places the organism in Eukaryota, Metazoa, Chordata, Actinopteri, Mugiliformes, Mugilidae. Gene Ontology annotation, cellular component: cytosol; peroxisomal membrane.